Athalia rosae (coleseed sawfly) is the source of this 2284-nucleotide messenger RNA. It is a transcript of the gene Nup75, whose product is annotated as nuclear pore complex protein Nup85. Bases 210 to 2135 code for a protein of 641 amino acids. Gene Ontology annotation, biological process: mRNA export from nucleus; positive regulation of DNA-templated transcription; protein import into nucleus. The record is from RefSeq and is a predicted model, not a curated record. Lineage: Eukaryota; Metazoa; Arthropoda; Insecta; Hymenoptera; Athaliidae. Gene Ontology annotation, molecular function: structural constituent of nuclear pore. The transcript has 9 exons. Gene Ontology annotation, cellular component: nuclear pore outer ring.
GAAUGCACAGCUGCACAACUUCGAUAUUAGUUCCUCGUUUUCGGAUUGGCCAUCUAGGCCCCGGGGUACUGUGCGUUGGUUAUAAACAUUGUCAAGGUUAAGUUCAUUUGGUUGCAUUAAAUCACGAAAAAUUUAUAUUUGUAAUUGUCCUAUUUGUCUUUUAUAAAACCGGUUUUAUAAAACCAAAAGAAUAAAUACUAUUUUCAGUCAUGGCAGAAGUCAGUAAUGCUCAGAUCAUCGCAAUACCUGAUGAUGUUUGUAGAAGAGCUGGCUUGGCCGCAACUUGGAUUGGACCGAAUAAAAUUGGAGUUCAUGCUUACAAACAUGUUAAUACACACUCAAAAGAUACUGCAAGUAGUUUUGCACCGUGUGAAGCAAAAGUUCACUGUUUACGGCAAGAAGUGAUUUUGUUUAAGCCAGCUUUGCGAAAGCUUGUUAAUGAAAGUAACGGAGUAUUUCUUGCUAUUCAAAAAAUGAAGAGUUCCACAGGAAAUGUCAGACCUGAGCUCUUAAAAUACAGCAAACAUUAUAGGUCUAUUUUGAGAGCUUGUGUUGAAAAUUUGCAAGAUAUCGUAGAGAAAUCAACCCUGGAUAACAAAUCAACAUUUGAAAAUUAUUUGACUAUUUUCUAUAAUGUUGAGUGCGUUUGGCAUCUUACUGAAAUAUUGUACAUCGAUGUUGUUCCAGGGGAUGUGAUAGUGCCACAACUGCUUGAGUGGGUAAGAUUUCAUUUUCCAUCCAGAGAAUUGAUGGCUACAGAAAUCCUAGUCAAAAAAAAAAUUUGUGCCGAAUUGGACAAUAUCUAUUACUGGGAAGCGGUGAUAGGAUGUGCCCUGCAUGGUAAACUCGAGACUGUACGAUCCUUGUUUGCUUUACACAGCAAAGCGGAUAGCCCUGCGUUUAAUGCUGCGGAAAAUACGCUGCGAACAAUGCCGGUAUAUAACGUCUAUGGUGGAUAUUCCAUUAAUGAGUUUAAUAUGAGAUGGAAGCACUGGCAGCUUGAUUUAUCUUCUCGUAUAGAAAGCAAGACAUUUUCCAGUGAUCGUAACUUGGAGUUGAUCAUGAGGCUGGUUGUUGGAGAAGAAUCCGUACUAUGGGAAUUUUCCAAGUACACAGAAGCAUGGUAUGAAUUAUUGGCUGCUCGUUUGUUUUAUUCAGCACCAUGUAGCAAGCAGCCUGAACUUGCAAGACUCGCAAAUCAAAUUGCAGAAAAAUCUAAAGCUGGUAGACACCUAGACCACGUUAUUUUAGCUUUGAUGGAAAGUGAUUUACAUCAAGUAAUCAAGGAAAUUCAACACAUGAGCGACAAUGGAUGGUUCGCUGCUCACCUAACAAACUUACUAUACAAUUGCGGAAGAUUGGACAUUAUGGACAAACACCAGAUGAACGUUACUUCACAGCUUCACGAGUCACUAAUAUUAGAUUAUGCUACUACCUUGAUGGGCCAUCAUUCUUUAUGGCAAUGUGGUGCAAGCUACUUUGAGCACUGCCCUACUCAAGGACUGACUAGAUUGCAGACUCUAUUACAAUCAAUUCCUCUAGGUAGUGAAGCUCGUGUGAAUAAAAUCAUUGACAUUGCUUGUGAGAAGAAUAUGAACAAUGUUGUGAUCAGCAUUUGUAAAAUACAAGGAAUGAAAUGCAUCAGACAAGGCAGACUAGGAAAUGCACUUGGCUGGGCAUUGAAAGCACAAGACGGAGCUUUUGCUACCUAUGUCGCAGACCAAUUUUUACAAAAUUAUGCCGAUACGGGCGAACUUCAAUGUCAAGAUCUCCUCGAAAAUUUAGGAAACUGUAUGCUGAUUAGCGAUAGGCUGACUUUCCUUGGUAAAUAUUGCGAAUUUCAUCAACUAUAUGGACUAGGCGAAUUCAAAGAUGCAGCAAUUCUACUAGUGUCUUUGCUGGUGUCUAAUUUGACACCUAGAUACUUUUGGACAAUUCUUUUGAUUGAUGCGAUUCCUCUUCUGGAAGCAGAAGAUGUAAUAUUAUCAUCUGAUGACACGUAUGAGCUUUUGCAAAGCGUCGAGGAACACGGUGACGAUCCAAAAUUUAAAGACAAAAUUGAGGUGUUCCGAUUAGCAGCUGCGAGAAAUUUAGCCCGGGCAUUGAACCACGAAGGGUGUGAAAUAGACUAUUGAAAAUUUCGUCAUUGCUGGUCUGGAGUUGGCCCUAUAGUGAGUGUACUUCUGAAACAUCUGUCUUGAGUAUUCCAGCUUUUCAUAAUUUAUAAGAUACUUUUUUAACAUUGUUCUAAUAGAUUUGUAAUAAAAAUUCAGAUCUAUAACUA